This is a messenger RNA of Xenopus tropicalis (tropical clawed frog), 2266 nucleotides long. It is a transcript of the gene fut5, whose product is annotated as fucosyltransferase 5. Gene Ontology annotation, biological process: glycoprotein biosynthetic process. Gene Ontology annotation, cellular component: Golgi cisterna membrane; Golgi apparatus; membrane. Bases 1006 to 2085 code for a protein of 359 amino acids. The transcript is spliced from 3 exons. The record is from RefSeq and is a predicted model, not a curated record. NCBI's taxonomy places the organism in Eukaryota, Metazoa, Chordata, Amphibia, Anura, Pipidae. Gene Ontology annotation, molecular function: fucosyltransferase activity; glycosyltransferase activity; alpha-(1->3)-fucosyltransferase activity.
UUCUAAAAAUCCCAUAGCACUAAACAGAACAUGGUGAGGUUUUAUGCGAAAAAUUCACAGCAACAAAAAUUGGCAGAGUGAGGGAAAAGUCACGGUCAUGACAAAUAAAUCACAGUUCAGACCACAACUUAUUUGAUGUGACCGUGACCAUACCUGCUAAUUGGUUGCUAUGGGUUACAGCUCUCCUGUCCCUGUGCUGACCGUGCGUUUGUGCCACCCUGCCUAAGGUAAAGUUAUAUUUUAGUGUUUGCCCUAUUUAAACAACCAGAGAGAGAGUGGAAGUUAAGCAAGUUUCCCUUGCUGUUUUGUUGCAGUAUGUCGCUCACCCCUGAGAAUCCUGAUAUUGCUGCUGAAGCCAGAGCCUGUUUAACCUGCUUUCAAAUUUUGAUGCAGCAAUUUUGAUUAGUGUGAUUUAUUCUUCCCCCCCUGUUGUUAUUGCUCGGGUACUUACCCUGGGGUUUUGAGAUGCUAUGAGGGGAUGGCCAGGAAAAGAGAAAAUUGUUUCAUACUUACCGUAAAUUUCUUUUCCUGGCCAUCCCCAUAGUAGCAUCUCCCCAACCCUUUUCUGUUCUAACCAUGUGUUUAUAUUCCAGAAGCUUGUUACUAAGACAUGGAGCAGGAAGGGGGAGGAGGCUUUAUAGGGCAAAUUGGUGUUUUCCUUCUGUCAUCACUGUGGGAGGAGGGAAUACCCUGGGGUUUUGAGAUGCUAUUAUGGGGAUGGCCAGGAAAAGAAAAUUACGGUAAGUAUGAAAUAAUUUUCUCUUUUACAGAUUAGUGGCUCUUAUUACACAUCUGAGCUGAACUGAAGUAACACUUUCCAGCUCUCCUGCUGCGCUGCCAGGAUAAAGCCAUUGGCUUCACUUGCUUGUAGGCCACAUAACUGCUCCAUCAUCAGACAUUUGGAUCCUCUGGGCUUCUGUCCUGGGAAAAUAAUUAUGUGAAUUCUGAAAAAAUGUAAAUCCAGGAAAUAUAUUAUUCAUUGGGAGCACAAAACAACGGCGUAAAAUGAGGGAACACUCAAAAUCAGGUGCAAUGUGGAGGAUCCUAAAAUCAGUCAACAUCCAAACUGUAAUAAUUGUCUUCCUCUUAAUUCUGCUCAUUGGUUCUUGGAAACCAAGUUCCUCUCCAUACUCCACCAAGAAAGAAGGCCAGCACUGCCCUGAGCUACCAAGUGUUCCUGUAAAAAAUGACCCUGAACUUCUCAUACUUAUAUGGACUUGGCCCUUUGGAGAAACCUUUCCUUUGGACACUUGCCACUCUCUUCAUGGAAUCUCAGGGUGCAAGCUGACCACUGAUAGGAACUUGUAUAGCCAGGCAAAUGCUUUGAUCAUCCAUCACUUUGAUAUAAUGGAGGACAAAGGGUUAUUGCCAAAGGAACCAAGACCUCAUCAUCAACGAUGGGUUUGGUUCAACCUUGAACCCCCUCUUAUUAUAAAGAAUCUCAAUAUGAUGGGCAACCAUAUAAACAUGACCAUGACGUACCGGACAGACUCUGAUAUCCCUCUUCCUUAUGGCUGGCUGAAAACAUUGAAGGAGCCACCAAGAGUUGACAUCCCCAAAAAGUCAAAGUUGGUGGCCUGGGUUGUCAGUAAGUGGUACCCGGGCAUAAGGCGCACUCAGUAUUAUGAGGAGCUUAAGAAGCAUAUCCACAUUGACGUGUAUGGAAAAAUGCAUAAGAAACUGAGCUGGGAAGAAUUCUAUAGCACCAUUGGUCAAUAUAAAUUUUACUUGGCGUUUGAAAAUGUCAAUCACAAAGACUAUAUCACUGAGAAGUUAUGGGAGAACUCGUUUAAUACAGGCGCUGUGCCUAUAGUGCUUGGGGCCCCCAGGGAAAACUAUGAAAAAUUCAUACCCCCUGAUUCCUUUAUUCACGUGGAUGAUUUCUCAAGUCCUCAGGAUCUGGCUGCGUUCCUUCUAGAACUAGACAAAGAUGACCACAGAUACAGACAGUAUUUCAACUGGAGAUCCAGUUACGAAGUUGUUAGAAAUGUAGGCUGGGACAGCCAUUACUGCAAAGCUUGCAAAGUUCUACACCAAUCCCAAGGUUAUCAGGUUAUUCCAGACUUGGCCAAAUGGUUCAAAUAAAGGACAAAUAUGCUCAAGAACUGCUAAACCACCAUCCCAAUAAAAAUAGAACUGGGACAUGUUCUUAUGCAUCUGCCGCUUUUACAGGGAAAGUUAAUUAUAAACUAAUAGACCAUGUCUUUCAUGAAAUAUGAAGUUAAACGCCUUCUUUUCUAUAAAUAUUGUAACUGUGCUGCCAUAA